Molecule: messenger RNA, 2304 nt
Organism: Chinchilla lanigera (long-tailed chinchilla)
Lineage: Eukaryota; Metazoa; Chordata; Mammalia; Rodentia; Chinchillidae
Gene: Ubxn2a
Product: UBX domain protein 2A
Exons: 8
Coding region: 191-958 (255 amino acids)
Biological process (GO): nuclear membrane reassembly; Golgi organization; proteasome-mediated ubiquitin-dependent protein catabolic process
Cellular component (GO): nucleus; cytosol
Molecular function (GO): ubiquitin binding
Source: RefSeq, a predicted model, not a curated record
CGCCCUUGCCCAGCGGAGACGGCGGGAGGCGCGCCCGAUUUCGGCCGCGCCACAGGGUAGGCUGAGAGGGUCUAGGGGCAGCGGCGCGCCAGCUUGAGGGAUCCCCGCCGAGCGGCGGCAACUGUGCCCGCAGGCUGAGAACGACUGGAGGAGGGGGCCGCGAGGCCGCGCCCAGGGAAACACAAAGAGAAUGAAAGAACUAGAUAAUCUUGAAAGUAUAAAAGAAGAAUGGGUUUGUGAAACAGGAUCUGACAAUAGUGAUAGUCGACAAAGGAGUUGUGAAUACUUUGUUGACAGUCUUUUCGAGGAAGCUCAGAAGGUCGGAGCCAAAUGCUUAUCCCCCACAGAACAGAAGAAACAGGUAGAUGUAAAUAUAAAAUUAUGGAAAAAUGGAUUUACAGUUAAUGAUGAUUUCAGAAGUUAUUCUGAUGGUGCAAGUCAGCAGUUUCUGAACUCCAUCAAAAAGGGGGAAUUACCUUCAGAAUUACAGGGAAUUUUUGAUAAAGAGGAGGUAGAUGUUAAAGUUGAAGAUAAGAAAAAUGAAGUAUGUGUGUCCACAAAGCCUGCAUUCCAACCCUUCUCAGGGCAGGGGCACAGGCUGGGAAGUGCCACCCCCAAAAUUGUUUCCAAAACAAAGACUGUUGAAGUUGAAAGUAAAAAUAAUUUGUCUGCUGUUUCACUGAAUAACUUGGAGCCCAUCACUAAUAUACAGAUAUGGCUAGCCAACGGGAAAAGAAUCAUCCAGAAAUUUAAUGUUUCUCAUAGGGUAAGUCACAUCAAAGAUUUCAUUGAGAAACACCACGGGUCUCAGAGAGCCCCGCCCUUCUCCCUGGCAACAGCACUGCCUUUCCUCAGAUCGCUGGAUGAGACGCUCACUCUGGAAGAAGCGGAUUUGCGGAAUGCAGUCAUCAUUCAGAGACUCAGAAUCACCGCCGAGCCUUUUAGAGAACAUUCGUAGUGUUGGUUCUGAGAGACUGGAAGCUGCAUAAGCUUGGUGGUUGGGAGUGGACGUGCAGGAGUGGGAGAAAAGAGGAGUCAGGUUUGCUGGACUUUGGACCUAGUGAUACUUAAUUCUUUGCUGAUGAGGGGACUUUUAAUAAUUACAACUUAGGAAAGUCAUGGAUGACUGGAAGGUAUAUUUGUCACUUUUUUCCAAACGGCUACUCAGAAAGAAAAAUACACGUAUUUUCAAAAUAUCAAUUAAUCAACAUAAAAUAAAUAACUACCUUUUGGAAUCUUAAUAUGGGUCAAGCAUGGUGGUGCAAGCCUGCAAUCCCAGCACGCAAAAUGCUGAGGCAGGAGGAUCACUGAGUUCAAGGCCAGCCUUGGCUACAGAGUGAGUUCAGGGAUAGCCACAUGGUGACAUCCUGUCUCAAAUAAGAGAUGGUAUAACUUAACAAAAAUGUUCACAGCAUUAGUAACUCAAAUAUUUCCAAACAAUUGAUAUUUAUCUAAACGUUAGCUAUCUCAGAAUUAUUAAAUAGUAACACAUUAAAAAUUAUUCAUUGCAGGUUAAAAGCAUCAAUGUAAUUAUCCUGUACCACAGAUAUAAUCAGAAGUCUGGCGUGAGUUGGGUAUGGUGGUGCAUGCCUGUAUUGUGAGUUCAAGGCCAGCCUGGGCUACAUAGCAAGGCCCUAUCUUAAAACAAGACAAAAAAAACUCUAGGAUGACCUGUUUUUACCUUAGCACUGUCCAAACCUCAAAGCAUUCUCAGUUUUCACUUGUGCUGGGAAGAUAUAUUCAAAUAUUUAUUAGCACCAGUUUAUAAGCUGUAUUUGCACAUAGGAGUAAAAUUGUGCAGUUUAGGAGAAUGUCAGUAUUAAUCUGCCUACUUAUCUUUUUAUACUUUCUAAAAAAAAUCCUCUCCAAGAACCCCAAUUCAUUGUUUCCCUCAGCACCUGAAAAUUGGGGAUUUAAUUUAGCUAACGUUUGGGAUUAGCCAUUCAUUGCUACCAUUCACUUAGAAUAUGAGAGUUCCCGUUUGUGUUCACUAACGGAUUAUACGUCCUGGUGUAACCAAGGAAAGUUUGCUUUGUAUAUUAGACUUUUAACAAAACCAGUCUGACUUCAGUCUUUCACUUAGACUAAAUCUCCCAGCACUUGGGAAGCUGAGGCAGGAAGGUCACUGUGAGUUUGACACCAGCCUACACAGAUGUCAGGGCCAGCCUAAACUUCAUAGUGAGACCCUUUCUCAAAAAAAAAAAAAAAAACAGGAAAAAAGAACUUGGACAUAAGCUUGAGCUAUCUUGCAAAUGAUCUCUUCAAUCAGAUUAAAAAUAAAGUAUACACUGAGUCUGCCAAGGA